AUGUCGCUUGUCGCCUUCUUUCCCUCUGGUCGUAUCCCGCAGUCCGUAGUUGUUCGACUCCACGCGGAACCGGCGAUUCCAUUCGGAUCAAAGCUUCGAGUGGUGCUUAGUAAUGCUCAUGGCGGUAAGGGUGUUCUUGAUCCGGCUGCCAAAGACAAACCUCGGACGAACUUCCUCAACAUACGAAACGAGAAAAUCCUGCAAGUUCUGACAUCACCACCUUCGACAGGUUCCGGACUAUCCACUGGAGCACUCUACAUCUAG
This is a messenger RNA of Paracoccidioides lutzii Pb01, 264 nucleotides long. RefSeq lists its product as hypothetical. The coding region runs from base 1 to 264 and encodes 87 amino acids. The record is from RefSeq and is a predicted model, not a curated record. The transcript has 2 exons.